This is a messenger RNA of Adelges cooleyi (spruce gall adelgid), 5346 nucleotides long. RefSeq lists its product as uncharacterized. The coding region runs from base 229 to 5265 and encodes 1678 amino acids. NCBI's taxonomy places the organism in Eukaryota, Metazoa, Arthropoda, Insecta, Hemiptera, Adelgidae. The transcript has 28 exons. The record is from RefSeq and is a predicted model, not a curated record.
AUAAAUGUUUGAAGCAAGAUGAAUACAAAAACGAACGGUAGGAUGUAAAUAAUUUUGAAAUCAACGGGCAAUAAUAUAGACAGAAAAUACCAAUCGGUUUCCAAACAAAUACAAUUUAAGUUAACCGAUAGCAUUUUUACUAUCAGCAGCUCAAUUCCAGUUUAAUAUCGUUACCGGUUGUAAUACUUCAUUGGCGGUCAAACGGAUGUUUCGACGACAAACAUAAACAUGAGUGCCAAAACGUUUACUUGGAAAGGAUUGUAUUACAAGUUGAACAAACUCAACGUCAGUUACGCAGAUGAAUCGAUCGAGUCGCUUAUUAACGAUGCUCUGGACGAUAUGAAAAAAGGCAUCUUAAAAUUCAAGCCACACUCGUCGACGAGGCUAGUAUUUUACAAGGGCGAUAAACCAGAUACCGAUUAUUUGUAUCCUAUUGUCUCGCAAUUGCUGUUUAUUAACGAGACAGACGCUAAAAGCGUGUACGAAAAAUACAAAGAAAACGAAUGCCAGAACGACAAGUUAAAUAAAAAUUUAACGGAAAACGAAUUACAUAAUAUUUGUGUAAACGUUUGGAACUUUUACAACGAAGAAAUAUUAUUCUUGUUUCGGACGUUGAAAUAUAUUUUGACCGCAGUCGAAAACCACACCGCUCAUUAUUCCGCUGUAUGCAAAAAAAUUGUUCGCAAACAAAAUUGGGAAGAAUGGUAUGCUUCACUACAAAACCAGCUGUCGUAUGUUCGGUCAAUAACUUUUUUCGAUACGAUUGUGUACAAACCUCUUCAGAAAGUCGUACAUAAGAAUUUGUUGGGAUUUAUUUUAAAUCAACAAAUUGAACUUUUACAAUUAAUGGUGCUAACUUCGAUAAGAAUAGAUAGAUUAACCAAAGACGAUUUUAACACUUGGACGAACAAUUUGAUUGAUAAUAAUUUCGGAAAAAAUCAGACACUUGAGUACGACUAUAACAAUUUACAAACUAUGUACGCCGAACUGAUGAGCCAGAUUUCCAGUUUAGAAACUUUGCAUUCGUUACAAAUAAUCACUUCGUUUUGGGAGCCUGAAAAUUAUAUUUGGACUUCCGAUCAGGAAUUCAACGAAGCGGAUAAAAAAAUAAGAAUGAUACAACACAGCAGUGAAUAUGGAGCUGUACUGAUGGCUUGGACCAUAUUGAAUCUAAAAGGAAAAUACGGACUUAAGAAUUUACAAAAAUUAGAAGUUUACACUGACGCCAUUAGUAAAUUAAAGUUGUGGCCACCCUUAUUGGACAUGUGUCGGUCGUCGGUUGUAAAAGAUCAUCCAAUCACCGACAAAUUGGCAAGGGUUUUGUGUGAAAGUCUAAUCAUAGAAAGUAUAGAAUUGGAUGUAUUCGAUUUGAUCGACUACGAACCCACACUCAUCAAACUAUUGUUAUGUCUAUUAAGUAAAAAUCCGCAGCUGUCUACUGAAGCGAUAAGUGAUACAGAAAAUGGCAUCGGUUUGUUUGUGAAAAAGUUUACAGAAAUGUAUCCAGUAGAUUUGUGCAGCUUAUUCGACUUGUUUGUCGGCAUUAUUAAAGGAUCUGCUCAAAAUUUAAAUAAAGUGUGGCGCAUAAUGAACAGUAUAAACACUUUCAAUGCCGUAUCUCCACCCGACGGUCAAUAUGUUUACGAACAAGAAACGGACACAUUUUACCUGACUGAAAAAUAUCUCGUCAACGAUGCGAUUUGCAAUUUAGAAAUUCCGAAUAACACUAAAUUCAUAAGCGAUGGUGAAAUGGUUCGAUUCAGUAUCAAAGUGCCGGUUUUUUAUUUUUUGAAUUCUGCAAUAAAUAAUUUUAGAAUGUGCCGUGACGAAGAUAGAAAGAAUGAUUCGUAUAAUGUGACGAAAGAAAUGUUGAUGAGUUCCAUUAAACUAAUUCAGACUAUAGCAAAAGUAGCCACGUCAUUGAACGACGACUUAAUGGGAACGUGCGAAAGUCUGUUGACACUUAUUCCUAGCGUAUCCUACAUUGAUUCAAAUUACGUCGCUGAUCCUGAUAUCGUAUCUCAAGUGUUGAAAUUGGCGAGGUGCAUUUUGGUGUAUUUUCCCGAACAAACGAUGUGCUAUUUUAACGCAAACAAUUUUUUUCCGUCACUUGUUAGUAGCGUCGAAGAUUCUGUUGUGAAUUUACAUCCAUUCGCUCAAAAUUCUAUCGCCUUAAUGAUAUUAAAAAACGGACCCGACGUCUAUCCGGUUUUGACUCAAUAUGUGAAAUUCGUGGAAACCGCUUUGAAAAUUGAUCACGUAUUGACGUCUCAGUGUGCCACAUCCGGUGUUAUGUUUGUGUUUAAAAGCGUCAUGCCGUUGUUAGCCGUAACAGAUUUCUUUAUGGGAUCGAAAGAAAAAAUGGAUUUGGGCUGGGCGUGCAUGCGGUUAAUUUAUGUAGUGUCUGUGCUCGAAGCCGACGAUAACGCUCUACUCGUACCAGUGAAAAAAGUGUUGGAUUUAUGUUUGGCUCACAGUCCAUCGUCUAUUUCGUCGUUGAUUAUACUCAACAUAUCUACUAUAGGAGAAAACGAUUUCGUCAAGAUAAUGCACAACUACCAUAGCUGGACCAGCGGACUUGGUAAACGAAAUGUUCAGUCUCUCAUAUUUGCGUUAUCGUUACUCAAUUACAUUAUUAACACUAAACCAUCAUCGGCUGUGCUUAAACAAGGAAAAAAUGUAGCGUUAUUCGAUCCGGAGAGAAGAUUGUCGAAUUUAUUAUCGUACCGUUUGACCGUGUUUCACAACAAACUCAAUAUAUUGUCGCUCACCAUUCUCGGCACGCUCGCAGAAAAGCGUUUUGUGUCGUUUAGUCUUUCGAUGGGAUUUGAUAACGACAAACGAGCUCGACACGAAAUGUUGUCGUACUUGAAGUUGCAUCGUUUACAUUCCACAAACAUUGUGAAAAUGUUAAAGUUCUUGCACAACGCGAUCGCUUACCAGUGCAAAAUGUUUGAAAUUAUUUUAAAUGUGGAACUUCUCGAGAAGUGCAUUAAGGAAAAAAAAAGAAUUGAAAAUAUCGACGACAGUAUCUUAUGGUUUAUCGAAUUGGAACUAGAAACAGACGAUUUUAAACAAGAAAACGGAAGUCAAGUGUACCUUGAGACAUUGGGAAUCAUUCACACGCUGUGGUAUAAUAGAUUUAAUCUGGCGAUGAACUAUUUGGAACAAAACGGUAGUUUUUGGAAGUUAAUAUUUAAACCGUUAUUUUAUAACAAAAUGAUUCCAGAAAUAAACUCUGAAGUGUUUUCAAUUUUAUCACUUCAAGCUCAUUCGUGCCCGAUUGAUAAUAAGAAGGAAUUUUCCGAGCAGUUGGACAUAUUUUUGAAAACCAGACUUAAUAGUAUGUUAACGAGUUUUUUACAAUACUUUGAAGAAAGCAACGGUGACACCGACGAUGUAAAAAGAAAACUGAUAUAUUCGUGGAAGUUUUUCACUCUGCUCGUGUUGAAAAAAAAAAAUAACGCCGUAACCGACAAGUGUCAGGUGGUCGAAAAGGUUUUGAAAAUGUUUAUAUUGGAAUUAAAAGGUAACGAUUUAAGUUCGAUAGCCAGUCUGGGAGAGUGUUUGCUGAUCAUGUUGGAAAUGUGGAAACGAAAUUGUAUCCUAAACAACAAAACAACAAACGAUCAUGUGUUGACCAUAUUGAAAUUGCUCAACGAAAAUGAAUCUCUGUCUAAGAAUCAAAUUUCAAAAACGACCGUACUAUUCGUAGUCAAUGAAAUAAUAAACUUGUUGUACGCUGAUAGCACUGCUCCUGCGAAUAACGACGAAGAACAUUUAUUCAAAGAAAUCUAUAAAGGCGUUUGUCAACUCGCCGAACAACAAUUGACCUGCAUCGACGACCUAAGCCAAAACGAUCAUCGCACGUUACUAGUAAAUCUAAAAGUGGCCAACGCGUUAUUCUAUAAAAUCAUUCCAGUAGUUACAAAAGUAUCGAAUUGGCACAAGACAUACUUGUUGACAAACGCUAUAAAUCAAAUGCUCGUUCUGGUUGAGAAACACAACAGAGAAAAUAAAAUCAAUAGCGUGACCGUCGAAGUCACCGACUUUUUGUUGUAUAUUUCGUCUUUUAAACAAUUUCACUCGCAAUUCGGCACUCAGCCGGCAAUAAUUAAACAAUUGUGUGCCGUACUGUCAACAAAGUUUAUCGUGUCUAGACCCAAUGGCGUCGAAACCAAGUACGAUGAGCCUAAGAGGAUGGUUCUGUAUAAAAAUUAUUUCAAAAUGCUGACCAACUUUUUAACCAAUUGCGACAGCUGUGUAAAAAAAGAAGCGAUACAACAGAUCACUUCCAUUUAUACAGAUUUGGCUACCAUACUAAAUUUCCCGACAAAUAUGAAAUUAUCGAGCGCACACUUAAGUCUAGUCCAAGCGGUCGUUGAGCUAAUGGAUCUCGUAGUGUCCAAAAGUUAUUACUACCAUUGGCAGUCGAUCGGAGGUGCAUGUUAUAUCGCUUUAGAAAAAUGUAUUAUAAGCAUUUGGGAGUGUGCUUACGGAUCGUACUCGCAGUUGAACGAUCCCGACAAACUCAUUAUGAGCAUGUACAAAAAUGAAAAAGUACAAUUGAAUUUGACCGGAUGGAAAACCAGAGGAGAUAUAUUUACGGAGCACGAUUUACAAGCGGUCAACAAGACCAGAAAAAUUCUUUUCGAAAUGCUCUACUCGUGUAAUUCGGUUCUGGCACGCAUAAUGAUUCCGCCUUACGAAAUGGUGUCUCUGUUGCAAUUGGGCAAAACGGACGUGAGCGUUUUCAGAAAUAUCGUCGGCAACGAAGUGAUAAUCGACAAAAAAUUCACCACUUUUUGUACCAUCGACGGGCUAAUCGAAAUGGUCGUAUUCUUAUCGGACAAAAUCACAAGGCACGGUACUAUUUCCACGUCGCUGAUAUCGGCACUGAACGAGAGAUAUGCUUUGGACGUCGAUCUGACGAGUUUGAACGAGGCGUUGGACUUGUGCGUUUACAUAUUUACCAGUCAACUUUUGAUGAAAGUCUCACAAAACAACGAUAACCAUCGACAUUUAAACGAGAUCGCCGACGUCGCAAAAAAUAUGAGCUUGCUCCUUUACAGAACCAUUAGUAAAGACGUUGAAGAUAGGCGAAUAACGUUGGUCGAUAUUAGAUCGCAACAGUCCAACGGCGACGGAUCGGAUGAUUUACUAAUCGGUUUUAUGAAAUUAUUAGAAUUCAUCAAAGACAUCCACAGAUCGCCUUUGUCGUUGUUGGACCAAGAAUCGAGAACAGUGUAUUCGUCGUAUUAUUAAUCGAAAUAAUAACAUAAUAAUAAGAUAACGCAAAAAGACUGGUUAGGUGUUUUAUUUUUAUUUUUAUGAUAAUUAAUUAAU